Molecule: messenger RNA, 1146 nt
Organism: Vicia faba (fava bean)
Lineage: Eukaryota; Viridiplantae; Streptophyta; Magnoliopsida; Fabales; Fabaceae
Source: the annotation of a GenBank genome assembly
AUGGAUUCAUCACAAAACAAAAUGCAGGAAAUGGAAAAUCUUGCUGAGGAGAACCCAAACUCGUUUUCCGUAGAUGAUUGUAGUCUUGCUUCAUUGUUUUUCAAUGACGAACUAUAUCCUAAAUCAAUUGAUGAACUUUUAGCCGUUUCUACUACUGUUAACAACUUUGCUUCCGAGUUGAAUGGAUCAGAAUCGAAUAAUGAAACUCGUUCUAUAGGUACUACUGAGUUAGGUGACUCAUCCAAAGAUGCAAUCGCACUUAUUUCUGAGAAAUCCCCUGUGGCAGUAGAUUGCGAUAGUUCCAAAAACACAACUCAUAACUCAGCUAAACAAACUUCGAUAUACAGAGGGGUUUCAAGGCACAAAUGGACGGGCAAAUUUGAAGCGAAUCUAUGGGAUAACAGUAGUAAGCUAGAGGGUCGUGUCAAGAAAGGACGUCAAGGUGCGUAUGAUAGUGAAAAAAAUGCAGCGAGGACUUAUGAUUUGGCAGCAUUAAAGUACUGGGGACCAACAGCUACCAUAAACUUUCGAGUUUCCGAUUAUGCAAAGGAAUUAGAGGAGAUGAAACAUGUAGGAAAGCAAGAAUAUAUUACUUCAUUGCGAAGGGAAAGCAAUGGUUUUUCAAGGGGAACUUCAAAAUAUAGGGGUGUUACAAGGCACCGGCGCAGUGGUAAAUGGCAAGCAAGAAUUGGUCGAGUUGCUGAAAACAAAGAUCUAUACUUGGGAUUAUUUGAAAUCCAAGAGGAAGCUGCAGAGGCCUAUGAUAUUGCAGCCCUAAAAUAUAAAGGUGCAAAUGCUGUAACCAAUUUUGAUUCAAGUAUAUAUGAUAUGGAAUCUAUAUCGAAGAAUCCUAUUCCAGUUGGUCGAGCAGCAAAACGUUCGAAACCCUCCAAAAAAUCCGAAAAGAAAGCUCCUACGAGUAGCGCUGGUCAACCUCAUUGUACCAAUGUGAAUAGCGACGUCAAUUUUCCGCCAAUUGCUCCUAUACCAUAUUUUCCAUGCAGCCCCUUCCAGUAUUUUCAUCCUCCUACCAAUGCAGAAAGAGGCACAGCAGAGUCUUCUAAAACUACAACCAAUGCAGGUGCAAUACUCAAUACAAUGACAGCAGCAGCUGAGUCAUUUCUUUGGCCUAAUCAAUUCUAUUGA